AUGUCAGGUUCCAAGGCUGCCCUCAAGGCCAUUGGCGAUUCUGUAAAGCAACAAAAAUGGGACGAUGCCAUUCAGAAGGCAACAGAAUUUCUUGAGAAAGAGCCCAAGAAUUAUCAAGCAACAAUUUUCCUGGCCUUUGCACUUGACAAGAAAAACCGUGUCGAUGAAUCCGAAAAGGCAUACAAGUCAGCUUCAUUGCUGCGGCCAAAGGACAGCCAAGCAUGGCAGGGCCUCAUCAAGCUCUAUGAGAAGCAGGAUCGCAAGCGCCUGAGCGCAUAUCAACAAGCUGCCAUCAGCCUAGCCGAGAUCUACCGGGAUGCUGAAGACAUGUACAAGUGCCAGGAUGUUAUCGACAAGUUCAUUGACUUUGCGAGAUCCCAAGGGGAUCCCCCACAAUAUGUCGAAGCUCUUGGCGUCAUCCUUCCUGGGAGUCCGAUAUAUCCCGCUCUCGAGGGCCGCGUCCCGCAUCCGGCCAAGACCUACGAAACAAUGGCGCAAAUCACUGAGGCUUACGAGAAGAAGAGAAUAAACACUCUCAUAGGCGAGCGUCGGACAAGAAUCGGCGCACGGCUGAACGAGGUUACCCUCGAGGUCAAGCGUGAAGUCAUGGCCCAGAGCAAGCUUGAAUUCGUUUACCAGCAGCUGAUAAACUGGACGAAUGAUGACGAACUUCGGCGCAAGUACGAGGAGAAGCUCCUCCAGUACUGCUACGACCGUCUGCUGGUAGCACCCCCCGGCCCGGAGAAAGGCGCGGCCCUUCAAGCCGUGUUGAAAUUGGCCCUCGACAUGGUCAUCAUCAAGCAUCCCUUCAGACUGGCCUGGGAGAUUGCCAUCGAUUGGAAGGAUGCAAAGGAUAUCAAGGAUUGGGAUGUGAACAUGUUGAGAGACUACUGCACAUUCUUCCCCGAGACCGAUCUCUAUAAAGUCAUCACUGGCUUCCUGACGAGCAGCAUCUCACCCUUCCCCAAGCCGACGUCAGCGGCACUGGAAGCAGAAGACACCGAAGAGGAGAGCGAGGACGAUGAGGGGGGUGGCGUAUCCAUGGUACCGCUGACGGAACAGGAUAGAAUCCUGAUGAUGACCGAGGGUAUCACCACGUCCAACUCAAUCUUCGCCCACCGCUUGAUGGGAGAGUACUACCAGCAUCUGGAGGAGUACGAGGUCACCGUUGAGUUAAUGCGCAAAUCGAUGGAUAUGCUCAAGACGGAAAGGAUCAAGACUGGCAUGACCUUUCAUAACACACACGACGCUUACUCCUUGUACCUUGCCACGGCCCUGGUAUUCUUCCAGUCCCCUCGCCACCACACCGAGGCGAAAUCGCUUUUCGAGGGAGUCCUCAGCCACGACCCGUCAUCUACUGCGGCACUGAUUGGUGUUGGGCUUAUUUAUGAAGAGGAAGAAGAUUAUGACGAUGCCAUUGACUUCUUUGAGCGAGCCCUGAAACGAGAUCCAUCCAACCUCCGGGUGAGGACAGAAGCUGCGUGGGUCCAGGCUCUGAAGGAGGAUUACGAAACGGCCAAGACGCAAUUAGAGGACUCUUUGCCCCUCAUCGAGAAGAUGUCACCGCCUGCCAAAGAGCUUCUUGCGCAGACACAGUACCGGCUAGGGUCCUGCAUCUGGAACCUCGAUACAUCAAAAGCAGCCCGCAAGAGCCGCACAGGUGCCUACGCGUAUUUCUUGGAUGCGCUGAAAAACAACCUCAGCUUCGCGCCAGCCUACACCAGCCUGGGCAUCUACUAUGCAGACUAUGCCAAAGAUAAGAAGAGAGCACGACGAUGCUUUCAGAAGGCUGUCGAACUCUCAUCCUCUGAGGUUGAAGCCGCCAAACGCCUUGCGGAAUCCUUCGCGGACGAAGGCGACUGGGACCGGGUGGAGCUUGUGGCCCAACGUGUGGUUGAUUCGGGCAAAGUCAGGCCGCCUCCGGGCUCGAAGAGAAAGGGCAUCAGCUGGCCAUUCUCUGCGCUUGGCGUCGCGGAGUUGAAUAAGCAGGAUUUCCACAAGUCUAUUGUCUCUUUUCAAUCGGCUUUGAGAAUCCAUCCAGAGGAUUACCACUCCUGGGUCGGCUUGGGCGAGAGCUACUACUCCUCGGGUCGGUACAUUGCGGCGACGAAGGCCAUUCUUAACGCGCAAAAGCUCGAGGAGACGAUACCUGCAGAGACACUCGGUGACACAUGGUUCACCAAGUACAUGCUUGCUAAUGUCAAGCGUGAGCUGGCUGAGUUUGACGAAGCCAUCGCGCUCUACCAAGAUGUCAUCGAUGGUCGCCCCGACGAGGAUGGAGUUGCGAUUGCUUUGAUGCAGACCUUGGUCGACAAUGCGUUGGAUUGUGUCGAAAAGGGUCUUUUCGGCAAGGCGGUGCAUCUCGCCAUUGAUACCAUCGAGUUUGCCUCAAAGGCAACCACCAGUGUCAUCGAAACCUUCAACUUCUGGAAGUCGCUGGCCGACGCUUGCUGCGUCUUCUCCGCCGUUCAGAACCGAGCAAUCGACUUCCCGGCAGAGCCAAUCAUGACGCUCAUUGACGGCGGCGACAAGGAGGCUUACACUCUCUUUGCGGAUAUCGACAAGGUCGGCACUGGUGUCAUUGCCGCAAAGGGCCUGUUCUCUGAAGACGAGAGGCUCGGUGUUGACUUGACAAGAUGUAUCCAUGCAACAAUCCUGUGUCACAAGCGUGCCAUUCAUGUAUCAGCCAACGACAUCCAUGCUCAGGCAGUUGCCUACUACAACUUGGGAUGGGCAGAGCACCGGGCCCAUAUCUGCUUGCCUUCGAGCAUCAGGAAGAAGUCCAGCGUGUACUUGAAAACUGCCAUGAAGUGUUUCAAGAGAGCCAUCGAGCUUGAAGCCGGAAAUGCCGACUUUUGGAACUCUCUGGGUGUUGUGACGAGCGAAGUUAGCCCUGCUGUGUCACAGCACUCAUUCGCUCGAAGCCUCUACCUGAACGAGAGAAACCCAGCAGCCUGGACCAACCUUGGAACCUUGGCUCUCCUGCAAAAUGACAUGCAACUUGCUAAUGAGGCGUUCAAUCGGGCGCAGUCAACGGAUCCCGACUAUGCGCAUGCCUGGCUUGGUCAAGGCUUCGUGGCUCUCCUCUACGGUAAGACGAAGGAAGCAAGAGGCUUGUUCACACACGCCAUGGAGAUCGCCGAGGCUUCUUCCGUCCUCACCAGACGCCAGUACUCGGUUGCUGUAUUCGACCAUAUUCUAACGACAACAUCCACCAAUAUGGCGUCCCUCAUCCAGCCGAUCUUUGCGCUUGGUCAGCUUAACAACCUGAAGCCCCAAGACUUGGCAUACGGACAUCUGGCGGCGCAGUUUCUCGAGCGAACGCAUGAUACCGCAAAGGCAGUACAAAUCCUGGAGAAGAUCUGUCGCAUCUUGGAAGCCGACUACGAGGUCACGGAAUCACCGCAGGCACUGGCCCAGUUCGCGCUGGCCAAGACCGAUAUGGCAAGAUCGUACUUGACGUCCGGUGCUUACGAGCAGGCCAUUGAUUGCGGCAAGAUGGCGAUACAGCUGAGCAACGACGAGUCCGACAACGAGUUGACCAGGGAGCAGCGCAAGAAGGCCCGUCUCUCUGCCCACAUUACGGUCGGUUUGGCGCAUUACUACAGCGAAGACGUCGACGAGGCGCUUCUCUACUUUGAGUCGGCGCUCGAGGAAUCAGACAACAACCCCGACGCCGUCUGCCUCCUCGCGCAGGUCCUGUGGGCGACGGGCGCAGACGAAUCCCGCGAGAAGGCUCGCGGCGCUCUCUUCGAGGUGAUCGAGAAGCAGCCCGACCACGUCCAGUCCGUCCUACUGCUCGGGGUCAUUGCCGUUCUCGACAACGAUGAGGAGUCUGUGGAGGCGGUUGUGGCCGAACUUCAAGGUCUCCGAACCAGCCACAAGGUUGGGGAUGUGGAACAGGCACACAUUGGAGAGGUGCUGGGAGCCAUCGCUAGGCUCGGGGAGACGAGCACGGAUGAGGAUGUCAUGACCCAGAUCCAGACAGACAUCAUGUUGUACCCUCACCUGCCUCACGGCUGGUCUAACCUAGCCGAGUUCGGUGGAGAGCAGCAUGCUGCCGAGAUGGCAUUGACUGUGGCGAAGAAGGGAGCGCCACCUAGAGGAACCCUCGAGGCCGAGGAUCUGGCCAAGGCAUAUGCGGGUACAGGAUCUGCCGCGGAUGCCCAGACGGCCAUUUUUUUGUCCCCCUGGAUGGCUGACGGAUGGAACUCCUUGCGGGAAGCUGUCUGUGGCAACUAA
Messenger RNA from Colletotrichum graminicola M1.001, 4242 nucleotides. RefSeq names its product tetratricopeptide. The record is from RefSeq and is a predicted model, not a curated record. The transcript is spliced from 2 exons. Gene Ontology annotation, molecular function: protein binding. Gene Ontology annotation, cellular component: Ski complex. Lineage: Eukaryota; Fungi; Ascomycota; Sordariomycetes; Glomerellales; Glomerellaceae. Bases 1 to 4242 code for a protein of 1413 amino acids.